This is a messenger RNA of Neopsephotus bourkii (Bourke's parrot), 4220 nucleotides long. It is a transcript of the gene PISD, whose product is annotated as phosphatidylserine decarboxylase. The record is from RefSeq and is a predicted model, not a curated record. The transcript has 7 exons. Lineage: Eukaryota; Metazoa; Chordata; Aves; Psittaciformes; Psittacidae. Gene Ontology annotation, biological process: phosphatidylethanolamine biosynthetic process. Gene Ontology annotation, molecular function: phosphatidylserine decarboxylase activity. Bases 470 to 1741 code for a protein of 423 amino acids. Gene Ontology annotation, cellular component: mitochondrion.
CUCUGAGCCUCGGAUUCAGACUGGCGCUGGGUUAGCAGUGCAAGGCCAUCUGGCUGCACCUCUGUCUGUGGUGCAUCGCUGCCUGGCAUCCUGGGACUGCAGGGUGGGCUUUGGAGACUGGAGUUUCAAUGGCAACCCCGACUAACGAGGAACAAGGACUGCUUAUACGGACAGCUCGUUUUUAUCUUGUGCAGAGUCAGCUUUGUAGUGGGAUGUUGAAAUAUGACACAAUGCCUGUUUGUUUGCAAUAGCUGCAACCCUCGUAGCAGAGAUUCAAGUGGGAAACAGAGGGGGAAUCGAGACAAACCAGCGGGGGAAUUGGGAACUGUGACACCGUGGCCUCUCUCCUGUGCCGGAGCAAGCAAAGGGAAGAGAGGUAGAGGAAAAAAGACUGAGCCUUGCAACCAGCCAUCACCCUGACGAUGUGUCAGUCAAACACCCUGCAGGGACCAGAUCUGCACACAGGGAAAUGGUGAGAUGCUAUAAAGCUUUAUCUAACCCUCCACCCUCUUGCUACAACCUCCACAAAGUUAAAAUUCAUGUCCGGAGGCUGCGUUCAGGGAACGGCGGCAGCGGCAGCUGUGCCGGGGACCAGCACCCACAGCUGGAGAGUCCAGGCCUGGCUGGCUCUGCCAGGGGUACACCAAGUAGGAGGACUCGCUUCAGGUUGCAAUUCCCCCAGCUGGCCCUGAGGCGAAGGUUGGGCCAGCUGAGCUGUAUGUCUAGGCCUGCUCUGAAACUCCGUUCUUGGCCUCUGACUAUUCUCUAUUAUCUUCUGCCUUUCGGUGCUCUUAAGCCCUUGACCAGAGUGGGAUGGAGGCCUGUGAGCAGGGUUGCUCUGUACAAAUCGGUUCCGACUCGCCUGCUCUCACGUGCCUGGGGUCGCCUGAACCAGGUGGAGCUGCCGACAUGGCUCCGGAAGCCUGUUUACAGCCUGUACAUCUGGACGUUUGGAGUGAACAUGAAGGAGGCAGCUGUUGAAGAUCUGCAUCACUAUAGAAACCUCAGCGAGUUCUUCCGCAGGAAGCUGAAGCCGCAAGCGCGGCCUGUCUGCUGUGUGCACAGUGUGAUCAGUCCCUCUGAUGGAAAGAUCCUUAAUUUUGGACAAGUAAAGAACUGUGAAGUGGAGCAAGUAAAGGGGGUUACUUAUUCCCUGGAAUCCUUCUUGGGACCUCGUGUCUCUACAGAGGAACUGCAUUUUAGCCAGGCCCCACCUGGUAACUCUUUUCAGCAACAACUAGUCACAAAGGAGGGGAAUGAGCUCUACCACUGCGUAAUCUACCUUGCACCAGGGGAUUAUCACUGCUUCCACUCCCCCACUGACUGGAGAGUGUCCCACCGGCGCCAUUUCCCAGGCUCUCUGAUGUCUGUGAAUCCUGGAGUUGCUCGCUGGAUCAAGGAACUGUUCUGCCACAAUGAACGGGUUGUCCUUACAGGUGACUGGAAACAUGGCUUCUUCUCUUUAACAGCUGUAGGAGCAACUAAUGUGGGCUCUAUUCGCAUCUACUUUGACCAGGACUUGCAUACCAACAGUCCUUCUUACUCUAAAGGUUCCUACAAUGACUUCAGCUUCAUAUCCAACAACAACAAGGAAGGGAUCCCCAUGAGGAAAGGGGAACAUUUAGGGGAAUUUAACUUAGGGUCUACAAUUGUACUCAUCUUCGAGGCACCCAAGGACUUCAAAUUCCACCUCAAAGCUGGACAGAAAAUCCGUUUUGGAGAAGCACUGGGCUCUCUAUAGCAACUCUCAGCAAGGUGGUUUUCUACAUAGAGGGACUCUUACCAUAUCACUGAGUGUUUCAUUUAACAAGUAUGUAUCACUCAGCAGGACCUGGGUGAGGAAACCUGAAGAAUGUCAUUGCUAUGUUAAACCUGAAGCAUUUGAUGUACACUGACUUGCUGCUGAAUGCAGAAAGAGAAUUGAAUGACCAGAGGUGUAUCAGGUACAGCUGCCUUUAAAGAUGCUGGCCACAGAGGUUUCAUGGAGGACCCACCCUGUGCCUGUAGUCUUUCAUGUUCUCCCCGCAAUGUGCCACAGGGUAAUUUUGUUCUUAAACCCUUUUAAGCCCUCCAAGGCUGUGCAGGUGCAAUGGGGAAGGGUAGAGAUUAGCUGUAUUUAAAGGGACAGUGACAGGCUGAGUCAGACCUUGUACCUGCAAUGUCUGGUUUUCAGACUUUGAAUAAAGAAUGUGUUCUCAUAUUUAUUUUAUUCUGACAUAUUCUGAUGAAGCUUUUGAAUAAAGGCAGCUGCGAAUGUAGAGAGCCAAACAGUUCAGGGGGCGAGUAUGGAUUCACAGUUCAGAUAUGCAAAAUGUAGACAGCAUCAGUACAAUAAAUCACACUCAUCCAGGUUUUCUACUGUUAGACAAUUCUUUUACCUGACAUUGUCCCUUUAAAAAUGGACUUUGCACUGUAUUUUUAACCUGAAAACACUGUGUCUGCAUUCCAUGUGAUGAAACUGGUCAUCUUGGGAUUUCCUUUUAGAGAAUUAAGAGUGGACAAAGCUGUGUCCUCUUCCUAAUCUAUUUUUCUGUUCCAGGCCUUAAAGAUUUUGUUUGUAUGAGAGGCAGUACAGAUUAAGGUGUUAGAAGACAGGGAAUAUUUUUUCUUGUGUGAUGCAAUAAGGUAGCAGCCAAAAUGUUUUUACUCCAUGCAAUGUAUCUUCAUUGUUGCUUUGUCACUAAAUGCUCGAAGAACUACUUUCUCUACUUAGUGAACAGUUUCAGAUACUUCAGGACCAAUUUUUACUGCACCGAGUGAAGUACAUCUAUGCACUGACUGUGUAUAAAGAUAUUAUGAAUCUUUGAAGCAAUCCCAGGUUGCCUCCCAACUGCAAACCUGGCCAUCCUGUAAUGGACUGGCAACAAUUUCAUCUUAUUCAAAAGAUGACUCUGACUUUUGUCCUCAUGCUAGGAAUGUGCUGGGGACAAAGCUCUGUGCUGAAUCUUCAUCCUAGAGCAAAACUUCAGAGCUUUCUUGUAACACCAUGUCAAGAAGAGUUUGAAAUCUAACACUUUGGAGCUAUCAAAUGUGGCACUGACAGAAACUGGUGCCAAAGUGAAGAAGAGUUUUAAAUGUAUUAAUUGUUUUUAGAGAAUAAACUUGUUUCAGGCCCAGGCACUCAAACAUUUAAAACUGACUUUGCUGUCCAGAGCCUGUUGGAAUGGACAUGCCUUUCUGCUUUCUCAAAGAUUUCUCAUUCUACCUUCUUGCUUGAGCUCAUUUUCUGCUACUUUAAGGAGACUGUAGGCUUUAACUAGCUCUGAUUUUCUAAGGGAAAACUUAUCUUCUUUGUAUGCACUGCAGAAAAUAGAAUAUUAUUUUGUUGUACAAAUGUCCAGUUUGCCAAGUCCUGUAUGCUUAGCUUGUCAUCAGGGAAGAUGGGAUGAUAAACUGCCUCCAAGUGAUGAAGCCCAUCCAUGACUUCAGUUAUGGUGGCUCAUUGGGUGACAAGCAGGAGAAAAUUCAUUUGGCUCCAGGAGUCAAUGUUUCCUCACUUUACAUGAGGAGGAGUGUGAAAGCUUGAAGUGGCUCUCAGCCACCUAUCUUGUUAAAUUUCUUGGCAUUAGCAAGUUUACUCCUGCAGCAGUAUGUUAUCAUAUACAGGUUAUAGAAAUGUGCACUUUUUAAACCGUUGCUAUUUAGAAAAGACAUCAACCCCAGAGGCUGAAGCUAUGACUACUAGCCUUUUAACUAAAUGUCAUGUUAACAGUAGAAGGCAAAUUCGUUCCAGUGGAUGACAGGAAAGACCACUGAAUCUUUUCCCCCUUUUCCACUGGGGCCUAUGCCACCCAGACACAGCCAAAGCAACUUUGAGCUUUAAUUUCUCCAUGCUCAGCAUCACCAUCCACAGUAUCUGAAGGUUACUGUUAGCCUAGUAAUGGAGCACAGGUUACCUGGUGUGUGCUUUAUUAGAAACCUAAGGAGGAGAGGAUACAGCAUGCAAGUGGCUGGUUUUGUGAUAGUCUUAAUACUGUGCAGAGCUAACUGAUUAACAAACAACAUUUGUUAUGCAGUGGUCAGCAAUGCACCCUGGAAGUGAAAAAGCAAAGUUCCUAGAGGGUACUGAUAAUGCUGUGAAUUUCUCCUGCAUGGAGAAUCCAUUUAAUUCAACUGUAUCAGUAGCAUGCUAUUUUUGUAUGUCAAAGUGUAUGACUUACUGACAUGAACUCAUUUAAUUGCAAAGAUUUUGAAAUAAAGAGUCUUAUCAGUGUUGCUUA